GAUAAAUUGCCUUCGGAGUAUUACGUUUAUUGUUAUAAUUAUUUGUUACAUUUGACCGAAUGACGACGAUAUUGGAAAUGACUAGCCGACAGCAGCUCUAUCCAACGAUAGCAUCGUCUAAUGACGAUAACGAUGCCGAAUCCAAAACUUGCGGGAAGAUCCUGGUGGUCCUGUCAUGGAUUCUAGUCAUUGUGACUAUGCCAUUCUCGCUUUUCAUUUGUUUCAAGGUCGUUCAAGAGUACGAGAGGGCUGUCAUUUUUCGUUUGGGCCGUUUGCUUACCGGAGGCGCUAAGGGCCCAGGAAUAUUCUUUAUAUUACCAUGUAUUGAUUCUUACGCAAGAGUCGACCUGCGCACGAGGACGUAUGAUGUGCCACCUCAGGAAGUUCUAACUAAGGACUCCGUGACGGUGUCAGUGGAUGCCGUUGUGUACUACCGUGUACACAACGCCACGAUUUCCAUCGCUAACGUGGAGAACGCUCACCACUCCACCCGGCUCCUGGCCCAGACGACGCUGCGCAACACCAUGGGAACCCGCCCCUUGCAUGAAAUUCUGAGCGAACGCGAGACCAUUUCUGGCAACAUGCAGCUGUCUUUGGAUGAAGCUACCGAGGCAUGGGGCAUCAAGGUGGAGCGCGUUGAAAUCAAGGACGUGCGCCUGCCCGUGCAGCUGCAGCGCGCCAUGGCGGCGGAGGCCGAGGCAGCUCGCGAGGCUCGCGCUAAAGUGAUUGCCGCUGAGGGGGAGCAGAAGGCCUCCAGGGCCCUGCGCGAAGCCUCUGAAGUCAUUGGCGACAGCCCUGCCGCACUUCAACUGCGUUACCUGCAGACUUUGAAUACAAUCUCGGCUGAGAAGAAUUCUACAAUUGUAUUCCCGCUGCCGAUUGAUCUCCUCACUUACUUUAUAAAAGCAAAGGAAGAAUCUUAAACGACGACUCGGUCUGAUUACCGAUAUAUUAUGAUGACUCAGAAUUAUAAUUGAUUUUAGAUAUCUCUAUCAGUCGUAGGUACUUAUAUAUUAACUCGAAAAUAGAUGUUGAUUACUCAAAAAAUGGUACAAAAAAAAAAAACAAUAUUGCUAAUCAUCAAAGGAUGAUAAUAUAUAAUAAAAUAUUAAAAAAAUCUAGUCGAUAUGUCUAUUUACUAUUAUGCACUUUAAAAUAUAUUUUGUCGUUGAAUAUGCUCUUAUAAAGUUGAAUAUUAUAAAGUUUAAAGUUGCAAUGUUAAUUUAAGAAAAUCUAUAUUAUAUUUAUAUGCGUAUAAAACUUGAGUAGAAAUCAUGUAUUUACAUAUCAAACUGAAUUCUUAAUGUGGUAAAAAAAAUUAGAAACAUAGACGCUUGAUAUAUUGAUAAUAAACUUGAUAAUUAUUAUUAUUGUAUACGUUCUAAAAUGUUAUUCUUGUUGUAUGUCGUUAGCAGAUAGUGCACUACGAUGCUUAAUUUACUAUUUAGAUAUUUACAUGUUUCAAUGUUUAAUUGAUAACACAGAUGUAUCAACUGAAUGUGUAGCUUUUCUGUCUAUUUAACUGUAGCUCAAUAGGUAUACAAAUAAUACAGUCUAGAAGAGUCUUAGAAGUAGAGAUGGUAAAUUCAAAUCUAAACAUACAAAUUGUCUUUUUACUACUCUAUAAAUUGUUAAGUAAUUAUUUUUAAUGAUGUAACAAUAAAAAUGUAGUUUUUCGAAUAUCAUAUUCGCAGAUGUUUGUAAUAGAAAUAGAUCGUGAAUUUGAAUGUUUUGAAUUGUAAUAAGUGUCUACUGCAUAAUUAUAUGCAUUUUAUUAGUAUUUAUAAUUAAUAAUAGAUCAAAUACAUUAUUAUAGUUGUUACAUCAGUGGUUUGAGCCCACCACUGUUAUGUAAACACUAUGUAUAAUUUAUGUAAUUUUUGUGUCUAUUUAUGAAAAAUAAAAUUAAGUAC
This is a messenger RNA of Colias croceus (clouded yellow), 1913 nucleotides long. Its product is annotated as band 7 protein AAEL010189. The record is from RefSeq and is a predicted model, not a curated record. Gene Ontology annotation, cellular component: plasma membrane. The transcript is spliced from 7 exons. The coding region runs from base 60 to 923 and encodes 287 amino acids. Lineage: Eukaryota; Metazoa; Arthropoda; Insecta; Lepidoptera; Pieridae.